AUGUCUACACAAGAUGCGCCUAAUCAAAUCCGCCAAAAGGUGUCUGCAUGGCUCAACACCACGCCAUAUGCAUCCUCUUUACUCGAACCUGUGGCUGGUGGACAAGCCAACUUUACAUAUCGCGCUCAUCUGAUCAGGCCACUGGAUGAUGGUACAACUGAAGCCGUUGUCAAACAUGCCGAGCCUUACAUGGCGCGUCACCCCGCCAAUGCCGUCACUGUUAAUCGAUGCGACGUCGAAGGUGAAGUUUUGUCAGAAUUAUUCACGAUCCCCAUAGAUAUGGCACAGUCUAGAAACACUGCAUACACAGUGAGAACAAGACCGUAUGCCUAUGAUGCUGAAAUCAAGACGUUGGUCCUCAAUGCCGUGGACCUCAAGACCUCCUCCCUGAACCAUUUCCAAUCUCCGACACCUGAUUACUUACGCAAACCGGCCCAAGAACCGGGCAAAGUGCUGGCGAUGUAUAUUGUCAAAUUCGGUGACACGACCAGAGAAAUUGUUCAGAAGUCGUUUGUACAGGAGUAUAGCGAAUAG
This is a messenger RNA of Fusarium verticillioides 7600, 534 nucleotides long. RefSeq lists its product as hypothetical. Lineage: Eukaryota; Fungi; Ascomycota; Sordariomycetes; Hypocreales; Nectriaceae. The record is from RefSeq and is a predicted model, not a curated record. The transcript is spliced from 2 exons. Bases 1 to 534 code for a protein of 177 amino acids.